CCAAACUUUCACUAACACAACUAUCUACCUUCCUUGUUCAGACUCUCUCGAUCGGGCAUUUUCACAAACACUUUCCGAAAACAAAGAAACGUUUAUUUAAAUAAAAGUUUUAUCUCCAAAACAAUUAACAACAAUGGCCAGACCUCAACAGAGAUACCGAGGCGUCCGACAAAGGCACUGGGGCUCUUGGGUCUCGGAGAUUCGUCACCCAUUAUUGAAAACUCGGAUUUGGCUUGGGACGUUCGAAACAGCGGAAGACGCCGCCCGGGCCUAUGACGAAGCGGCAAGGCUCAUGUGCGGACCGAGGGCUCGGACCAACUUCGCUUACAACCCAAAUGCGUCUCAGUCUUCGGCUUCCAAGCUCCUCUCGGCUACUCUCACGGCUAAGCUCCAUAGGUGCUACAUGGCGUCUCUGCAAAUGACCAAAGCUUCUUCUAACUCAAUUCAACAAGAACCUCUACUAAAACCACCAAGCUCCAGUUUCACUACAGCAGCCACCGGCAUUCCCCUAAAGCCCGCUGGAACCAUCUCGGAGUCGCCGGAGAAGAGAUUGAUGCCGGCGGCAGAGAAUGAGUUUCAAGCAGGGCCCGGGUCAAACCCUCAACAAGUUAAGAAAGUGAAAGUGGAACUUGGUGAAAUCAAUAAUAGCCAUAACCCAAUUCAGCAGUCGUUCAUGGUUCUUGAAGAAGAUGAUCACAUUGAGCAGAUGAUUCAGGAGCUUAUUCAUUACGGGUCAAUUGAGCUGUGCUCAACUUCUGCGUACUAGCCAUUUUUAGCUGAUGAUGAUUAUUAAUUUUAACCAACAUUCCCUCUUUGAGAAAUCAAACUACUUUAUUCCUAGUACUAGUAUUUUGACUCCAUUUUAGGAACAACCUUUUCCGAGUAACCAAAUUUUAUAAUGUUGCUGCUAGCCACUCUGUACAUCACAAUGUAAUGCAUGAUAUAUCAUUAUUAAUCUAUAUUUCUAUGCUCAAUCAAA
Messenger RNA from Humulus lupulus (European hop), 979 nucleotides. RefSeq names its product ethylene-responsive transcription factor ERF003-like. Gene Ontology annotation, molecular function: DNA binding; DNA-binding transcription factor activity. The coding region runs from base 134 to 766 and encodes 210 amino acids. Lineage: Eukaryota; Viridiplantae; Streptophyta; Magnoliopsida; Rosales; Cannabaceae. The transcript is spliced from 2 exons. The record is from RefSeq and is a predicted model, not a curated record. Gene Ontology annotation, biological process: regulation of DNA-templated transcription.